Molecule: messenger RNA, 667 nt
Organism: Lepus europaeus (European hare)
Lineage: Eukaryota; Metazoa; Chordata; Mammalia; Lagomorpha; Leporidae
Product: histone H3.1-like
Exons: 2
Coding region: 8-667 (219 amino acids)
Cellular component (GO): nucleosome
Molecular function (GO): structural constituent of chromatin; protein heterodimerization activity; DNA binding
Source: RefSeq, a predicted model, not a curated record
UGUGGUGAUGGCCCGCACGAAGCAGACAGCGCGCAAGUCGACGGGCGGCAAGGCGCCGCGCAAGCAGCUGGCCACUAAGGCGGCCCGCAAGAGCGCGCCGGCCACAGGCGGCGUGAAGAAGCCGCACCGCUACCGGCCCGGCACGGUGGCGCUGCGCGAGAUCCGGCGCUACCAGAAGUCCACCGAGCUGCUGAUCCGCAAGCUGCCGUUCCAGCGCCUGGUGCGCGAGAUCGCGCAGGACUUCAAGACCGACCUGCGCUUCCAGAGCUCGGCCGUCAUGGCGCUGCAGGAGGCGUGCGAGGCCUACCUCGUCGGCCUCUUCGAGGACACCAACCUGUGCGCCAUCCACGCCAAGAUGUCUGGUCGCGGCAAGGGCGGGAAGGGCCUGGGCAAGGGCGGCGCCAAGCGCCACCGCAAGGUGCUGCGCGACAACAUCCAGGGCAUCACCAAGCCCGCCAUCCGCCGCCUGGCCCGGCGCGGCGGCGUCAAGCGCAUCUCGGGGCUCAUCUACGAGGAGACCCGCGGCGUGCUCAAGGUCUUCCUGGAGAACGUCAUCCGCGACGCCGUCACCUACACGGAGCACGCCAAGCGCAAGACGGUCACGGCCAUGGACGUGGUCUACGCGCUCAAGCGCCAGGGGCGCACGCUCUACGGCUUCGGCGGCUGA